AUGUCAGUACCUAGUAACAACCUCCGCCCUCUAACUCGCUUCGUUACAGGCCACAACAGUGCCGACGGCAAAUCUGUUUUCGAAAGUGCUGCGGUGAACGAGAGCCCGCCUGUGAUCAACUAUCCGGGUGGUAUGCAAAUCGCUUUCUACUAUGGUACUUCCGGAUUUCCAGUCGACCUGAGUAACGAUGGUGACAUCAAAAUAUACCACAAAAUGAUUCAGAACCCACCCGGCAUCGCAGUCCUUAAUGGAUCUGCCGCCCGAGUGAUCGACUUUCCUCCAGCAUGUACAACUCCCAUGCACCGCAGCAUGAGUUUGAACUACAACUUUGUCAUCGAGGGCGAGGUAGAGGUGAUUUUGGACUCGGGUGAGAAAAGGAUCCUGAAAAGAGGAGAUGGUUUAGUCCAGCGAGCGAUAAAUCAUGCAUGGAGGAACACGAGUCAAACAGAAUGGGCGAGAAUCACAGCCGUGGUGCUACCUGUCCGUGAAUUCGAAGUUGCUGAGAGACAAAUUACGGCGAAUCUGCCACCCAGGACUAAGCAGAGUGGUAGUCACUGA
Molecule: messenger RNA, 558 nt
Organism: Exophiala oligosperma
Lineage: Eukaryota; Fungi; Ascomycota; Eurotiomycetes; Chaetothyriales; Herpotrichiellaceae
Exons: 1
Coding region: 1-558 (185 amino acids)
Source: RefSeq, a predicted model, not a curated record